AUGGCUCCGUGGCCUGAACUAGAAGACGCAGACACAAACAAGUAUAUCAAAGAGCCUUCCUCCAAUCAAAACCAAGAAAUGUCUGAAAAAGAGAUGAAAAAUCCAAAAGGUGAGGCAGUUUCUUUAAAGAAUCAGCUGGAACUUUUGCCAGCGUAUUCCACCAUUGCUUUGACAACUGAACCAGAGGAAGAGGAAGAUCCAUGGAAUAUUCCAGUGCUCCAGAACACUGGAGUCAAAUGGUCAGAACUGGAUGGGAAGGGAAAAAUACUAUGUGUGAUAAAAAGCAUAGGAAAGUUCAUUGCCUUGCUUGGAUUACUCUACUUUUUUGUUUGUUCCUUGGAUGUGCUCAGCUCGGCCUUCCAAUUAGUAGGAGGUAAAGCAGCGGGGGACAUUUUCAAAGAUGGUUCUGUGCUAUCAAAUCCUGUUGCAGGCCUAGUGAUUGGUGUUCUGGUAACAGUAAUGGUGCAGAGUUCUAGCACCUCGUCCUCUAUCAUCGUCAGCAUGGUGUCCUCUUCAUUAUUAAGUGUUCAGCAUGGUAUUCCGAUCAUAAUGGGAGCCAAUAUUGGUACCUCGGUCACAAACACCAUUGUGGCACUCAUGCAAGCUGGAGACAGGAAUGAAUUUAGAAGGGCCUUUGCUGGUGCUACUGUCCAUGACUUCUUUAACUGGCUUUCAGUGUUUGUGCUGUUGCCUAUUGAAGUUGCUACAGGCUAUCUUUAUCACCUUACAAAUGUUAUAGUGCAAUCAUUUCGACUUGAAACUGGGGAGAAUGCCCCUGAGCUGCUGAAAGUCAUCACUGACCCUUUUACAAAGCUUAUUAUCCAGCUUGAUAAAUCAGUGAUAAAUCAAAUUGCAACAGGAGAUGAAUCAGCAAAAAACAAAAGCCUUGUGAAAAUCUGGUGCAAAACUAAAACAACCUUGAGUACACUGAAUACCACCAUCCCACUGUCUGAAAAUUGCACAUCUCCAGACCUUUGCUGGACUGAUGGAAACUUGAUCUGGACCAUCAAAAAUGUAUCCACAACAGAAUACAUUAAAAAAUGUCAGCACAUUUUUGUUGAAUCAAGUCUUCCAGAUCUUGCCAUUGGUCUCAUCCUGCUUGCAUUGUCUUUGAUUGUUCUGUGCACCUGCUUGAUACUUAUAGUUAAGUUGCUGAAUUCAGUACUUAAAGGACAAGUAGCCAGUGUUAUCAAGAAGACAAUCAACACCGAUUUCCCUUUUCCAUUUUCGUGGCUGACAGGAUACUUGGCUAUGCUAGUGGGAGCUGGCAUGACAUUCAUUGUUCAAAGCAGUUCAGUAUUCACAUCUGCUAUUACUCCACUUGUUGGAAUUGGUGUGAUAAGCAUUGAACGGGCAUACCCCUUAACACUGGGAUCCAACAUUGGUACAACCACAACAGCUAUUCUUGCUGCUUUAGCUAGUCCAGGAAGUAGAUUAAAAUAUUCCUUACAGAUUGCUCUGUGCCACUUCUUCUUCAAUAUAUCUGGGAUUAUCCUCUGGUACCCGAUUCCUUUCAUGCGGCUCCCAAUUCGCUUGUCCAAGAGCUUGGGGAACAUCACUGCCAAGUACAGAUGGUUUGCCAUUUUUUACCUUCUAGUUUGCUUCUUCCUGGUCCCUUUGGCUGUCUUUGGCUUGUCAGUGGCUGGCUGGCAGUACCUGGUGGGCAUUGCUGUUCCCAUCUUGGCUGUCUUGCUUGCUGUGCUCAUCAUCAACGUUCUGCAAAGGAAACGGCCACAUCUUCUGCCUGAGAAGCUCAGAAACUGGGACUUCCUCCCCAGAUGGAUGCACUCCUUGCAGCCCUGGGAUAGCGUUGUUAUUGCUGCAUACUCUGGCUGUGGAAAAUACUGUUGCUGCUGUUGCAAAUGUUGUAAGGGAAGGGAAGCUGGAGAAUUAACAAAAGUAUUGCCAGCUAAAACCAUGGAAGUUCAUGACAACCCAGUGUCACUGGCUGAUGAAGAAAAUGUUAUUUCAAAAGCACAGCAGGAAAUUCAAACAAACCAAACAGACCUGACUACCACAGCCUUGUAG
Molecule: messenger RNA, 2028 nt
Organism: Varanus komodoensis (Komodo dragon)
Lineage: Eukaryota; Metazoa; Chordata; Lepidosauria; Squamata; Varanidae
Gene: SLC34A2
Product: solute carrier family 34 member 2
Exons: 12
Coding region: 1-2028 (675 amino acids)
Biological process (GO): intracellular phosphate ion homeostasis; sodium-dependent phosphate transport
Cellular component (GO): apical plasma membrane; brush border; vesicle
Molecular function (GO): sodium:phosphate symporter activity
Source: RefSeq, a predicted model, not a curated record